This is a messenger RNA of Tilletiopsis washingtonensis, 1307 nucleotides long. RefSeq lists its product as hypothetical. The record is from RefSeq and is a predicted model, not a curated record. The transcript is spliced from 9 exons. The coding region runs from base 1 to 1227 and encodes 408 amino acids. Gene Ontology annotation, cellular component: Golgi apparatus. Lineage: Eukaryota; Fungi; Basidiomycota; Exobasidiomycetes; Entylomatales.
AUGGACGACUCGGAGUGGGCCUCGCAGUACCGCCAGCCGCACGCCGUGACGUCGCCCACGCGGCCGACGCCAUCGCGCGCCGGUGCGUCCGGCCUGCGUGCGGCGCCGAGCGCCCCGCCGGCGCAUGGCGUGCGGCGCCUCUGGGCCUGGGUGCCGGCGUCGAUACCCAUCCGCCUCUUUCUGCUCGUCACGCUGCUCGAGUCGGGCGUCGACAUUGCCAUCGAGGUGGUGCUGCUCUCGCGCUUCCGCACGCAGGAGGGCGGCAUCCUCGGCUCCAACUUCGAGGGCGUGCAGCCGGCGCUGCCCGUCUUUGUGAUGGUGUUCUGCCUGGCGCACGUCUACCAGUGCGCGCUGGCCGUCGACGCCGUCAUCAACCGCAACACCAUUCUGAUCUUCGGCCUUGUCAUCUUCAACAUUGCAUUCUUUGUCUACUCUGUGAUCCAAAUAUCGGAGAUCCGCCUCGUGCUGGGCACCGGCGUGGCGGAGGGCACCGGGCAGCAUGUGCCUGUCCAGGUGCUCACCGCGCUGAUCCCGGCGGUGAUCGGCGUGUCAAGCGCCAUCUUCUCCGUGCUGAGCUGGUGGAUCUACCGCGACUUUGGCUGGGACGUGUACCGCUCCAUCGUCGGUGCCGACCGCGACCUCAAGCGCGCGCACAUGCACUACCAGGUCUUCGUCGCUCUGCUCAAGGCCGACUUCUUCGUCUUCAUCGCGUACUGCCUGCAACUCGUCCUCAUCGUGCUGCAAGGGCACAAUGCCGAGUAUUGGCUCACCGUCGUCGCCGCGCCAUUCGCGCUCAUCAUCCUCGGCUUCGCAUGGUACUCGGUGCGGCGCGAGCUCAGGUAUGGCAUGAUGGCCUUCAUGACGCUGCUGCUAGGCGCGGGCGCCUACUUCUGCUACAAGCUGUAUCGCAUCUGGGCGGAGCACGAGCAGGCCUACUCGGAGGUCUACAAGUCCCUGACGGUCUUCUCCGUGCUCGCCAUCGCCCUCGUGCUCGCCACAAUGUGGUUCUCCGUGCGCUGCCUGCUCAACUUCGACCGCGGGCUCAAGGCCGCGAUGGACCGGGCGCACGCCGAGCGCGCACAGAUCAAGCGCAACGAGCGCUCGACGCGCGCGGGCGGCGCCGGCGGCGUCGACGGCAUCCCGAUGGAGUACGACGGCAAGGGCAUGCUGCCGCUCGGGAGCGCCAGCACGCUGAACCUGCCGGGCAACCGACUCAGUCUGGACUAGGCGGCGCGCGCUGCUGCUGUGCAGCAACGGUCUCGCGCUCGUGUCUCCCCAUAAUGUGAUCCUCCUAGUGACGCUCAGCU